Messenger RNA from Nematolebias whitei (Rio pearlfish), 2713 nucleotides. RefSeq names its product glucan (1,4-alpha-), branching enzyme 1b (gene gbe1b). Lineage: Eukaryota; Metazoa; Chordata; Actinopteri; Cyprinodontiformes; Rivulidae. Gene Ontology annotation, cellular component: cytoplasm. The transcript is spliced from 16 exons. Gene Ontology annotation, molecular function: cation binding; 1,4-alpha-glucan branching enzyme activity; hydrolase activity, hydrolyzing O-glycosyl compounds. Gene Ontology annotation, biological process: glycogen biosynthetic process. The coding region runs from base 12 to 2081 and encodes 689 amino acids. The record is from RefSeq and is a predicted model, not a curated record.
CUGCAGAAAGUAUGGCAGACCAAGAGGAGAUCCUGUCUGUUCCUGAGUUCAGCUGUCUCCUGCAAACAGAUCCCCAUCUCGGAAAGUACGAGCCGGACUUCAAGAGGAGGUACGACCUGUUAAAGAAGCAGCUUUUCCUGCUGGAGGAGGCGGAGGGAGGUUUUGACAAUUUCACACGAAGUUACCGGACCUUCGGUGUGCAGCGGCACUCCGACAACAGCCUGUUUUUUAAGGAGUGGGCUCCAGCUGCUGAGGCCCUCUUCCUUACGGGUGACUUCAAUGGCUGGGACAAAUUCUCCCACCCUUACACCAAAAAAGAAUUCGGCAAAUGGGAGCUGAUUAUUCCACCCAAGCAUGACAACUCUCCAGCCGUGGAUCAUAACACCAAACUCAAGGUGGUCGUUCACACCAAGGAGGGUGAGCGCCUUUACCGGAUCUCGCCGUGGGCGAAAUAUGUGACGAGGGAGGAGAAGUCGGUCAUCUAUGACUGGGUUCACUAUGAUCCCCCUCAGCCUUACGUUCACAUCCACCCUCGGCCCAAGAAACCCGCAAGCCUGAGGAUUUACGAGGCUCAUGUGGGCAUCGCUUCACCAGAGCCAAAGAUUGCCUCAUACACAAACUUUACAUAUAACGUGCUUCCACGAAUUAAAGACUUGGGUUACAACUGUAUUCAGCUGAUGGCUAUUAUGGAACAUGCCUACUAUGCCAGCUUUGGAUAUCAGAUCACAAGUUUCUUUGCUGCUUCCAGUCGCUAUGGUACCCCAGAUGAGCUGAAGCAGCUGAUUGAUGUGGCUCACUCGAUGGGCAUUGUGGUGCUGUUGGACGUGGUCCAUAGUCAUGCCUCCAAGAACACAGAGGACGGCCUUAAUCGCUUUGAUGGGUCUGACUCAUGCUUCUUCCACUCACCACCCAGAGGGGAGCAUCUUUUGUGGGACAGCCGCCUCUUCAACUAUUCCAGUUGGGAGGUGCUGCGUUUCCUGCUGUCAAACCUGUGCUGGUGGAUGGAGGAGUACCGUUUUGAUGGCUUCAGAUUUGAUGGCAUCACCUCUAUGCUAUACCAUCAUCACGGUAUCGGCACGGGCUUCUCUGGAGACUACAGUGAAUACUUUGGCCUACAAGUGGAUGAAGACUCUUUGGUGUACCUGAUGCUCGCCAAUCACAUUGUGCAUACUCUUUAUCCUGACUGCAUCACUGUUGCAGAGGAUGUGUCGGGGAUGCCUGCGCUCUGCAGGAGAGUGGAGGAGGGAGGACUUGGAUUUGAUUAUCGACUGGCCAUGGCAAUUCCUGACAAGUGGAUUCAGAUCCUGAAGGAGUUAAAGGAUGAGGAGUGGGACAUGGGCAAUAUUGUCUACACGUUGACCAACAGGCGGUAUGGAGAGAAAUGCAUAGCUUAUGCAGAAAGUCAUGAUCAGGCUCUGGUUGGCGAUAAGACCCUGGCCUUCUGGCUAAUGGACAAAGAAAUGUACACGAACAUGAGCACCAUGAUUCCCAUGUCGCCUAUCAUUGACCGCGGAAUGCAGCUGCAUAAGAUGAUCCGCCUCCUCACUCACAGUCUGGGCGGAGAGGGCUAUCUGAACUUCAUGGGAAACGAGUUUGGCCAUCCUGAGUGGCUGGAUUUCCCCAGAGAAGGUAACAAUCAGAGUUACCACUACGCCCGGCGGCAGUUUAACCUGGUGGAUACGGAUCACCUCCGCUACAGUCAGCUCUACGCUUUUGACCGGGACAUGAACCGCACGGAGGACAAGUACGGCUGGCUGGCAGCCCCACCUGCCUUCAUCAGUGCCAAGCAUGAAGGAGACAAGGUCAUCGUGUUUGACAGGGCAAAUGUGCUCUUUAUCUUCAAUUUCCACCCAAACAAGAGCUUCCAGAGCUACAGGGUUGGUGUAGAAGCAUCAGGAAAAUAUAAAAUCAAGCUGGAUACAGAUGAAGCUCUGUAUGGAGGCCACGGACGACUUGACCACAACACGGAGUUCUUCAGCGAGGCCCAGCCCUUCAACGGUCGCUCCAACUCCAUGCUGGUCUACAUCCCCUGCAGAACAGCUAUUGUCCUGGCCAACGAGGAGAUUGAUUACUGUUAUUAGAGGAUGAUUGUCUCCACAGAGACCAGGAUUGAGAAUGGAUUCCAAGCUCAAACUGAGUGUUAACAUUCACCUUCAUCUUAAAGUGUCAACCCUCCACACCAGCCAAACCUACUUUUUGUGUCUGAGCCUUUUCUCUAAACGGAAUAGGGGAGAAAAAACAUCUUCAAAUUGUGUGCUUUCAAAUACCAUCUGUAACCUUUAGACACUGUGUAACCCCAUUUACUUCAGAUGGGUCCAUUUGGGAAGCAUCCAACCCAACCAGCAGCUAGAUGCUAAAAAUCAAAAUCCCUGCCGAGUCCAUCCACCAACUCGCCAGCAGCCAUUUAUAGGCAUGGUUGCAUUUGGCUUGUCAUCUGAAAAAACAUGACCGGCAAUGAUGGCAGAGGAAAGCAAUACAGCCAACAUUCAUUUAUUCAAAUAUAACAAAAAGUCAAAGAAAAUAGAAAUAGUUUAAAAUUUUAGCUGUGUUAUAACAGAAGCCAUUUGGUUGGAUUGUUUUCUUCUUGAAUAAAACAGCAAAAGAAAAUGAAGUAUUAGGAGCACUUAAACAUCACACGUUCAGAUAAUGAGCCACCGCUGAUCUGUCUGUAUUUGCAUUAUAGGACAUGUAAAUAAAUAAACUGUCACAUGCA